This is a messenger RNA of Perca flavescens (yellow perch), 1019 nucleotides long. It is a transcript of the gene rab5b, whose product is annotated as RAB5B, member RAS oncogene family. Lineage: Eukaryota; Metazoa; Chordata; Actinopteri; Perciformes; Percidae. The coding region runs from base 262 to 912 and encodes 216 amino acids. The record is from RefSeq and is a predicted model, not a curated record. The transcript has 6 exons. Gene Ontology annotation, molecular function: GTPase activity; GTP binding.
UCCGUGCGCAUGCGCCAAUUUACAGGAAGCGUUAACGUUUUUCUUUUACCAGCUGAUCUAGCCAAAAUUAUCAACAGUCAAGCCUGCGGUAGCUGUGCUGCUGAAACGACAGUAUAUACGACAGAACAAGGAGCGAAGAGAGGCCACGACACCAGUCGGCGAGACUUGACUACGCUCUGGAAGUGACUGACAUCCCAGUAGCACCCAUCUCCACCCCAGGGAGGAGGCCCAGCCCCCCUGCCGUCUCCUACGCGGGCCGGUAUGAGCUCCAGAGGGAGUGGAGGCCGCUCCAACGGCACACUACCACAAACCAAGAUCUGCCAGUUCAAGCUGGUGCUGCUGGGUGACAUGGCUGUGGGCAAGUCCAGCCUGGUGCUGCGUUUCGUCAAGGGGCAAUUUGAUGAGUUCCAGGAGACGACCAUAGGAGCUGCGUUCCUGGCUCAGUCGGUGUGUCUAGAUGACACCACAGUGAAGUUUGAGAUCUGGGACACCGCGGGACAAGAGCGGUACCACAGCCUGGCUCCGAUGUACUACCGUGGCGCUCAGGCUGCUAUCGUUGUCUUUGACAUCACCAAGCCGGAGACUUUUGAGAGAGCCAAGGCCUGGGUGAAGGAGCUGCAGAGGCAGGCCAGUCCGAACAUUGUUAUUGCCCUGGCCGGGAACAAGGCCGACCUGGCAGAGAGGAGACUAGUAGAGUAUGAGGAAGCCCAGACGUAUGCUGAAGACACUGGCUUGCUCUUUAUGGAGACUUCGGCUAAGACAGCCAUGAACGUCAAUGAGCUCUUCCUGGCCAUUGCAAAAAAGAUGCCAAAAACAGACACCCAAAACCCUACACAUGCAGCGCGACAUCGGGGGGUCAACCUCCAGGACCCAGACGCCCACUCCACUCGAGCCUGCUGCGGUGGGAACUAGACCUCCACAGCUCCCCCCACUACUCCUCCAUCCACACCACCACAGCCCUUCAACCAUCCUGUCUCCGUCUACCAAGUUAAAAAGGGGUGGGCCUGACGCGGGGGAAC